Molecule: messenger RNA, 1262 nt
Organism: Moneuplotes crassus
Lineage: Eukaryota; Ciliophora; Spirotrichea; Euplotida; Euplotidae
Source: the annotation of a GenBank genome assembly
UUGUAGUUUGACAAUAAUAAUCUUUAAGAAAGUUUGCAAAAAGAUGGACCCCGAAGAGUUAGCAAAAAUUUCUAACAUGCCUGUAUUCCGUCCUACUAAGAAGGAAUUCAAAAAUUUCAGUAGCUGCAUAGAGAAAUAUGUGAAACUGGCUGGUAACUCAGGAUGGAAACCAAGAAAGGAAGGCUAUGAAAACCUCGAUUUGACAGUCCAACACCCGAUUGAACAAAAUGUAUGGGGCAGCAACGGAGUUUAUGAGCUCCUUUACAUGCUCAGAGAGUCUAGGUCUCUUGAUAAGUACCGGAAACUAGUCUCUAAGACUGAACACUCUGCUACCAAAAAGACCCAUGCGGAGAUCGAAAAGUUAUUUUGGAAGACUUUAAAGCUAAACGCUCCUCUUUAUGGGGCUGAUAUUGAAGGAUCUCUAAUGGACAAAGGAACUCCAUGGAAUCUGGCAGAACUCGAUACCUGCUUGAAGGAUGGUUUAGAUACCCUCCAGCUCUCCGGAGUGAACAACCCUUACAUCUAUAUAGGGGGUUGGAAGACAAUGUUUGGGUGGCACAAGGAAGACCUCGAUCUCUACUCAAUCAAUUACCUACAUUUUGGAGCUCCAAAAUAUUGGUACUCUAUUGAUUUAGAUUCGAACAGUGAUUUUGAAGGUCUUGCCCGUAAAACUUUUACAGAAAGGUUUGAAAAGUGAUCAGAAUAUCUCCGUCAUAAAAAUACAUUAGUCCAUCCUGUCUUCUUGAAGAAGAAAGGCAUCAAGAUAAGAAAGAUAGUUCAAAAGCCUGGAGAAUUUGUUGUCCUUAGAGCUACAGCUUACCAUUGUGGGUUCAACUCAGGCUUUAAUAUUGCUGAAGCCGUCAACUUUGCUCUUUUUGAUUGGAUCGAAAGAGUGGCUUCAGGAGUCAAAUUCUGAAAUUGUAUCAAAGACAGUGUCAAAAUCAACAUGUCAAGCUUCUGCCAGACAUUGAUUGAUAAGUUUAAGAAGACCAGAUCUUCAAAGAAGAAGGCAAUGAUUAAAACUUUAAUGAAGGUACAAGAUGAAGACAUCAAAAUGAAGGAAAUGUUCAAGAAAAAGGAAGAGUUCUUGGCAGAGAAGAAGGCUAAAGCUCUACAAAACCGCCGUAAUACCAUUAAGAGAAGAAACCGGAAGAGAUGUGCUGCUUCUCAAAGGACUACAAGCAAAUCUAAGCGUGUGAGAAGACUAGAAAGCUAAUGUAGUUUUCUGUUUAUUAGUUCAAUUUUUCGGUUAAGUAUUAUUC